GCGUUUUAUUUAUUUCAAGAGCAAAAGGAAAAGCAACAAAUAUUACAAGCAAAAAUUUGUGGUUUAAAAAGUGCUUCAUUAUUUAAUAAUUUGUUGAAAUAGCUUUUAUACUAAGUUAAAAAAAAAAUGCUUGACUUAGAAAUUGUACCAGAGAUAUCCUUGGGAUGUGAAGCCUGGGAGUUUGUUUUGGGAAUGCAUUUUUCACAAGCUAUUGCCAUUAUACAAUCACAGGUUGGAAUCAUUAAGGGCGUGCAAGUGCUCUAUUCUGAAACAGAUCCAUUAGGCGUUGAUGUUAUAAUUAAUCUUCCUCAAGAUGGACUACGCUUGAUAUUUGAUCCAGUUGUGCAACGUCUAAAAACAAUAGAGGUGUUUAACAUGAAAUUGGUUAAGCUUAAGUAUGGCGGUGUUUAUUUCAACUCACCUGAAGUCUUACCUUCAAUCGAGCAAAUUGAACACUCUUUUGGUGCUACACAUCCUGGUGUAUAUGAUGCUGCUAAACAAUUGUUUGCCCUACAUUUUCGUGGGUUAAGUUUCUAUUUUCCAGUUGAUAGCAAAUUACAUGCAGGAUAUGCUCAUGGAUUGGGUUCGCUUGUGUUUCUUAGCGGUGCUUCACCAGUUGUGUCCAAAAUGUCAUUAUAUGCAGGCAGUAACGUUGCAGAAACUCGGCCACCACCUCUGCCGCUUGCAUGUUACCAUCGCCAAAUGUAUUUGGACUCUGCAGUAGUAUUACGCUCUGUGCUUGGAAGUACUAAAGGUCUAAAACUUAAGCUUUUUACUGAAGGGUCCGGACGUGCGCUGGAACCUCGACGACAAUGUUUCACUAAGGAAGUGCUCUUCGGAGAUAGCUGCCAAGAUGUGGCUAUGAACUUAGGUGCACCAAAUCGCAUAUUUUUCAAAAGUGAAGAUAAAAUGAAAAUACAUUCCUCAAAUGUAAAUCGUCAAGCACAAAGUAAGCGCAGUGAUAUAUUCUUCAAUUACUUUACACUUGGUAUAGAUGUUCUGUUCGACGCACGCACACAGCAAUGCAAAAAAUUCAUACUACACACUAAUUAUCCUGGACAUUUCAAUUUCAAUAUGUACCACCGCUGUGAGUUCCAAUUUCAAUUAUAUGCCGAACGUGCUUUAGAUUCCAACACAAAAAUGUGUACUGACUCCCCAGAUUGCGUGAACAUUACAGCAUAUUCUAAAUGGGAUGAAAUCAGUAGUGCCCUAGCUCCAUCUGAGAGACCCGUUGUGCUACAUCGCGUAGGCUCUACAAAUACUGCAAAUCCAUUCGGAUCUACAUUCUGCUAUGGUUAUCAGGACAUAAUUUUCGAAGUAAUGGGAAAUAAUCAUGUUGCCUCUGUUACUCUUUACUCCACAGCGCCCACCAGGCAGCCAGAACAGUUGUGGCAACAGCAUAAAAUGCAAGAUAUUCGUUUGACUGUUGCUUGAGGAAACCUCGAUGGCGUCAUUUAUGUUGUUUAGCGUUUUGUCGUUUAAUUGCGUAACAUUAUGUAACUACUAUAUAUAUAUGAGAAUAUUGGCGGGAAGUCGCACUUAUGUAACGACAUUCGCCUCAAUAUAUCUGUAGAAUUUAUUAUACUUAAGUGUGUUAUAUAUAAUCAAAAAAUAUAUUUUCAAUAAUAUUUUA
This is a messenger RNA of Teleopsis dalmanni, 1633 nucleotides long. RefSeq names its product UPF0183 protein CG7083. The record is from RefSeq and is a predicted model, not a curated record. Gene Ontology annotation, biological process: Golgi to plasma membrane protein transport. NCBI's taxonomy places the organism in Eukaryota, Metazoa, Arthropoda, Insecta, Diptera, Diopsidae. Gene Ontology annotation, cellular component: trans-Golgi network. The transcript is spliced from 2 exons. The coding region runs from base 127 to 1434 and encodes 435 amino acids.